Molecule: messenger RNA, 4101 nt
Organism: Capsicum annuum
Lineage: Eukaryota; Viridiplantae; Streptophyta; Magnoliopsida; Solanales; Solanaceae
Product: ubiquitin carboxyl-terminal hydrolase 25
Exons: 8
Coding region: 330-2294 (654 amino acids)
Biological process (GO): protein deubiquitination
Cellular component (GO): nucleus; cytosol
Molecular function (GO): cysteine-type deubiquitinase activity; cysteine-type endopeptidase activity
Source: RefSeq, a predicted model, not a curated record
ACGGGUUACGGCAUAUUGAGGGUGGGGCAUUUCAUUUCUCCGCUUCCACACUCUCCUACACUUCUCUUCGCUUCUCUGUUCUUUUGGCGCAAACAUUUUAUAUACACAAACGCAUAAAAAAAAAUUUCUCCAAUUUUCAAACCACAAUUAAACCUCCCUUGUUCUCCAAAUCCAAUUUACACAAAGAAGAGCGAGCGAGAGAAAGAGAAGAGAGAGAGAGAGAAACAGGCGAUGCGAUCGUGGUGGCUGCGGCUACGUUGGAGCCGAUACACGGCGGUGCUGUCGGCGGUGGAGGAAGAGGAGGAGGAAGAGGGAGAAUUAGGUCGUUAAUGGCCUAUUUGCAAAUGAAUUGGCAGCCGAAUCUACUUAGCCAUAGACGCAAAACUGGUCCUCCAUUAGGGCUUAAAAACAUCGGCAAUACUUGUUAUAUCAACUCCGUUCUUCAGUGCCUUACUUAUACACCUCCUCUUGCUUAUUUCUGCCUCAAAUCUCAACAUUCCGAUUCAUGUGAUUCUGGAGCUGCAGCUGCUUGUCCCUUUUGUAUAAUAGAGAAGCGAAUAGCUAGGUCUUUGAGUAUUGAUUCAGCUCUAGAUACUCCGUCCAAGAUUAAUAAUUGCUUAAAGAUUUUCGCUCAGCAUUUUAGGUAUGGGAGACAAGAGGAUGCUCAUGAAUUCUUGCGCUAUGUCAUUGACGCCUGCCACAAUACGUGUUUGCGGUUGAAGAAGUUGCAGCAGCAGAAAAGAAAGGGUGAUGGAAGUGGUGUUGAUGGGAAUGGGAAUACCAUUGUUAAGGAUAUCUUUGGUGGUGCUCUACAGAGCCAGGUCAAGUGCUUGUCAUGUGGUGCUGAGUCAAAUAAGGUGGACGAGAUCAUGGAUGUGAGUCUUGAUGUGUUGCACAGUAGCUCACUUAAAGAUGCUUUGCAGAAAUUUUUUCAGCCUGAGGUUUUGGAUGGAAACAAUAAGUACAAGUGCGAGAACUGCAAGAAAUUGGUGACAGCAAAGAAGCAAAUGUCAAUUCUUCAAGCACCAAAUGUUCUCGUCAUUCAGCUCAAGAGGUUUGAAGGAAUAUAUGGCGGGAAGAUUGAUAAGUCCAUUGCUUUUGAGGAAGUUCUAGUGCUUUCAAGCUACAUGUGCAAAGGGAGUCAGGAUCUGCAUCCAGAAUACAACCUUUUUGGAACUAUUGUCCACUCAGGCUUUUCACCAGAUUCAGGGCAUUAUUAUGCGUAUAUCAAGGAUGCUGUGGGUCGUUGGUACUGCUGUAAUGAUUCUUAUGUCUCUCUUUCAACCUUGCAAGAAGUUUUGUCGGAGAAGGUGUACAUCCUCUUCUUCUCUCGUACCAAACAGAGGCCACCACCUACCAAGACAUGUUUAUCGAGUAAUGGGUCAAAGUCCAAUCAUUCCAAUGGCCUGGUGAAAUCCAAAAUAUCGACCAGUGACAUUGCAAAAUUAGAAAAUGGAACACAAGUUUUAAGCCAUCCCCCCGAGAAAGAAAAUGUAACGACGUCUAAGGUCAGUAAAAUGCAUUCAAGCCCAGUGAGGGAGUUGGGCAUAUUUGGAAGAUCUUCCUUCAAGAAGAUACCUACCUCUGGUAAUAUCAAAAUUGUUCUUCAUCAAAGAGAAUCUAGCAAUAGAACUGGUGAUGUGAGAGCAUCAGUUCUUACAGAGAAAGAUAGUACAUCAUUACCAGACAGGAAAGGCGUUAGCAAAAGUUGUGAUAAUGGUCAAAUGAAAACAUCUCAUGCCUUGACGAAUGGAAAUGGAAAACCUCCAAUUGUAGCAACCAGCUCUGUAGCAGACGGUCCCCAUAAAGAUUAUGGUGGAAGUAAUGGAAAGGCUGUAGAAAGGGAAUCAUGCCACAAAGAGGUGACUAGAUCAUCAUCCUUAGCAAAUGGAAAUGGCAAAAUCCAGAGUGUUGCAACUGAUGAUACCUUGAGGGGAAGUCUGCAUAGAAAUAAUGGGGAGAAUAGUGAAAUCCCAGCAGCAAGAAUUUCUUUGUACAAGGAGACAUCCAAUGGCCAUGUUGAAUCUUCUUCUAUCUCAGGUUCAAAGAGAAAAUCACCAGAUCAGUGCAUCCUGCUUGAGCAAGAUGCUCUGUCUCGUGCACAGGUGGAAGAGUUAAAAAAAGAGCUCCAUAAGGAGGCUGCAUUAGCUCUAAAAACAUGUGGUUGGUCAGACGAAGUUUAUACUUUUAUGCGUUCGAAGAAGUCGGGGGCACAAUCAGACUUUCAAGCAUCAGACAUUAAUGCGAUGAAUUACACUACGUCGGUCAAGCUGGACAUGGAUUGUCUUUCAUAGGGGUGAUGGUGAUAAUGGGAAAAGAUUAAGAGGUGACUUGAUGUGAGUUUGUAUAUUAAACAUAAUGAAGUUAAUUACUGGCAGGUAUGUUGGGUGAAGAAAAUAUAAUUGUUUGGUCGCCAAUAUCGAAACUGGUUAUGCUGGGGUUUCAUAUUUUAAUUUUAUGUGACGAGUUGAUUUUAUUGGUUAAGUUUGAUAACCAGCCAUGGUGGUGUAGUGUUGUCCCUUUUUAUUUUGGUGCAAUUAUUAAGGAAUAUUUGACCUAUUAUUCUGCUCCCUUUGUCCCAAUACAUGUGGUGCACUUUCCGUUCUACUCUAUACAAAAAGAAUGUCAGCUUUCUAUAGUUAGAAGCAACUCAACUUUAAAUUUCCCGUUUACCCUUAAUGAAAUGCUUCAUAGCCACACAAAUGGUCCAAGGUUUGUUUUAGACCACAAAUUUCAAGAGUUUUCCUUUCUUUCGUAAAUUUUAUGCCAGGGCAAAUGCUGCCACAUGAAUUGGAUGGUGGGAGUACUCAAAUGUAAGUGGUCAAAAAAUGAGCAUAAGCCAUAAAAUGGAUUUUAGGAAAAAAUUUAACAGUGUUAGGAUUGAAGUAAGUCCCAAAAUGUUUCUUAGAGUUGUGGGGAAAUCACGGAGAAGUGUGCAGAAGAAAUAUCUUGCAAACUGCGCAACAAGUUCUUAAUUUGAGAAAAUGGAUUUAGUUUAAGGACCAAUGCUAUUGUAUAGGACAUAGUGCUGCCCAGUUGAGAAUACCUAUGUUCUAAAGGUGAAGGUAGUGGAGAUGAGAAUGUUCAGAUGGAUGUGUGGGCAUAUCAUGAGAGAUAGGACUAAGAACCAAGUUAUACGAGACAAAAGGAUUACUAAUCCUUAAUGUUUCGAGGAAUCCUUCAUCUGGGAGUGGCUUCCGAGCGGAUAAGAUGAGGGAAGCAAGACAGAGAGUGGAACUUGGUUGUUGCAGGAGUUAAGAGAGGUGGAGGUAGGCUGAAGAUGUACUGGGGGAGGUGUUUAGUAGGUAGUUGAGUGUUAUCGUACUUCCAGUUGUAUGAUUUAGGUACCGUGUAGUUUCUUUAGCUAUUUUCUCGUCUCUUCUCUUUUUUCUUACUUUCCGGUGUCGGUUAUAUUCCUUGAGCGAAGGGUCUACUAGAAACAAUCUCUCUACCCCGCAAAGGUAAAGGUAAGGUCUUUGUACAUCCUACCCUUCCUUGAUUCUACUUGUGGGAUUACACUAGGUACGAUGUUGUUGUUGGACUUGGUUUAGGGACCGUUGUGAGUGAAGGUGUUAAAAGGGUACGAGGUAGAUCUGGUUUAGGGACCGUUGUGAGUGAAGGUGUUAAAAGGGGACGAGGUAGAUCUGAAAUAAUUUGGAAGUAAGUUGUCUUGAAAAGACAAAAUCUCUUGGAUCCUCACAGACCUAGCAAAAGUAGGUCAAGCUAGAAGAAAAAGAUCUGAAUAGGCAGGCAAAUACCUAUCAGUUGGGACCAUGUUUUUGUUACAUUAGUAUGUUUACUUUAGGUCUUGUAUUUUCUAGGAGUCUUUUGGUCUUUAGUGAGACUUUUUUUUUUUUGGAAACUAGUAACAUAUGUAUUAAAGCAGUACUAAAGUACUGAAGAAAAUCAUAUUUACAAACAAACAAAAGGGAGUAUGAUCUUCCCGAGAGCUAAACCUAUUCCAGAUGGACCCUAAAGCAUCUAGAAUUGACUGUCUCAUUAGAGUAGACAUUUGUACACCAGAGUAGGGGUGACAAACGGGCGUAUUGGAUUGGAUUUGGACGGGUUAAAUACGGAUCGAGCAAAAAUGGUUUGGAUUGC